AUGAGAAAGUCAAUGCUCUUUGGCUUUCUUCUUGUCUUCCUUGGCUUGGCUCUGCCAGGCUCCCAAGGAAAAGUCAUCCCCCGAUGUGACUUGGUGAAGAUCUUAUGUCAGCAUGGCUUUGAGGACUUUUGGGGCAAAACUAUAACUGACUGGAUCUGCAUGGUGAAACAUGAGAGCAGUUACAAUACUAAAGCAUUUCAUGACAAUGGUGUGAGCAGGGACUAUGGGAUCUUUCAGAUCAACAGUCAGUACUGGUGUGAGGAUGGCAAGACCCAUGGAUCCAAGAAUGUUUGCCAUAUCAGUUGCUCAAAAUUUCAAGAUGAUAAUAACGAGGAUGAUAUUCAGUGUGCCAAGAAUAUUGCUUAA
This is a messenger RNA of Aquila chrysaetos chrysaetos, 366 nucleotides long. Its product is annotated as lysozyme C-like. Gene Ontology annotation, molecular function: lysozyme activity. NCBI's taxonomy places the organism in Eukaryota, Metazoa, Chordata, Aves, Accipitriformes, Accipitridae. The record is from RefSeq and is a predicted model, not a curated record. The transcript is spliced from 3 exons. The coding region runs from base 1 to 366 and encodes 121 amino acids.